AUGAUAAUGCUGAAGCUGUGGACUCUCCUUCUUGGCAACGCGCUGAUCAUUUGUCAGAUAUACGUCUCACAGGCAGCUCCAUCCAGCAACGAGUUGAUGUCAGAUGGAGUCACACUAACAAACGACGAUGCUCAAAGUUUUCUCAGAGCCUUCAAGGAGUUGAUGCAGAUAACUUCAGAUGAGCAAGACCCCCGAGCAGCUGAUGGGAACAGCCUGGACAGAGCCAUGUCUAAGCGCUGCACCGGCCUGAGCACUUGUGUGCUGGGCAAACUCUCCCAGGAUAUUCACAAACUGCAAACAUAUCCCCGCACCAACGUGGGAGCGGGGACACCGGGCAAGAAGAGAAGUCUGUCUGAGCAAUAUGAAAACAACGGCAGCUCGUACAACUGA
Hippoglossus stenolepis (Pacific halibut) is the source of this 390-nucleotide messenger RNA. RefSeq names its product calcitonin/calcitonin-related polypeptide, alpha (gene calca). The transcript has 3 exons. Gene Ontology annotation, cellular component: extracellular region. Lineage: Eukaryota; Metazoa; Chordata; Actinopteri; Pleuronectiformes; Pleuronectidae. Gene Ontology annotation, molecular function: hormone activity; calcitonin receptor binding. Bases 1 to 390 code for a protein of 129 amino acids. The record is from RefSeq and is a predicted model, not a curated record.